Phascolarctos cinereus (koala) is the source of this 1314-nucleotide messenger RNA. It is a transcript of the gene WDR54, whose product is annotated as WD repeat domain 54. Gene Ontology annotation, molecular function: protein binding. Lineage: Eukaryota; Metazoa; Chordata; Mammalia; Diprotodontia; Phascolarctidae. Gene Ontology annotation, cellular component: motile cilium. The record is from RefSeq and is a predicted model, not a curated record.
CGUGCCCUGCGUCGUCUCCAUGGCGGCGGCGGAUGCGGGGACUGACAAGCCGAGUGAGGCGCGGUGCCGCGGCCAGGAGGAGGGGAGGGGAGUAGCGGGGAGUCUGAUUCAGGCUCCUGCUCCCGCAUCGCCUUCCUCUAAGCCCCGACCCCUGCGUGUCGGAGGUACCCCAGCGCUGGUUCUGCGGCGUCUCGGGCCCCCAUCUGUCUCGGGCCCCCAUCAGUCUCGGUGUCCCUCCGCGGUCCUACUGCGCAAGUGUGAGCCCUCCCGGUGUCCCUCCGCGCUCUCGCGCUGCCCGGCCGUGUUAGGAUGUACCGCAGAGAGCAGCCUGUCCCCACGCAGGCCUGCCCGGCAGCCCUCUACAACAAUCUUUGCGUGCUGUCCCUGCCAGCACCAAGGCUGACCCAGUUUGCAUUGGUCCAUGGGCUCAAUGUCCAGCUCCUCAGUGCCACCUCUGAUGGCCUUCCCGUGUCCCAGCGGCAGCUGCACGCGAAAGAGGGGGCUGGGCUGAGCUUUCCUCUCAUCACCCAGGCCUACUGGUGUGUCCUGCCUUUCCGGGUGUUACUAGUGUUGACUUCACAGAGAGGCAUACAGAUGUAUGAGUCAGAUGGCUCUGUCAUGGUCUAUUGGCAUGCCUUGGACUCUGGUGAUGCCCCGCCAGCGCAGGCCCUGUUUGCCCGAGGAAUUGCUGCCAGUGGCCACUACAUCUUUGUGGGGACGUGGUCUGGGCGGGUCUUGGUGUUUGAUGUCCCAGCCAAAGGUCCCAACAUUGUGCUGAGCGAGGAGCUAGAUGAGCACCGGGUGCCAAUCACGGACAUUGCAGCUGAGCCUGCUCAGGGCCAGGACUGUGUAGCUGAUGUGGUGACAGCUGAUGACUCAGGCCUUCUGUGUGUCUGGAAGUCAGGUCCAGAAUUUAAGCUGCUGACCCGAAUCUCAGGAUUUGGGAGUCCCUGCCCCUCAGUCCGAUUGUGGCAAGGCACUGUAGCUGCUGGUUAUGGGGAUGGGCAGAUCCGUGUCUUCGAAGCCAGCUCAGGGGCCCUGCAUGUCCAGAUCAAUGCCCAUGCCCGUGGUGUCAGUGCCCUGGACUUGGCACCUGAGGCGGGCAAGCUGCUCUCUGGGGCUGAAGACUCCUUUGUGCAUAUCUGGAAGCUAAGCAGAAAUCCAGACAGUGGCUGCAUUGAGGUGGAACACUGCCAUGCAGAAUGUGUGACCGACACCCAAGUGUGUGGGGCCCGAUUCUGUGACCCCAGGGGCUCUUCCUUCGCUGUGACAGGCUAUGACCUGCCAGAGAUUCUAAGAUACAGCUGUGUGUGA